GCAAGGUAGCUCCCAUUUGCUUUUGAGCCGUCUCCGAAACCUGCGGGCGCUUACAGACUGAAACUUGACCCUCCCCCGACUUCGGAAGGUUUGGCUGGGCGGGCUGGUUGUACGUGACCAAGGUUAAGUUUCACCUUUUCUCUCGCCGCCGCACCAACCAGGAAACGCCGAGAUUCCGUCGGAAGGACUCUCGGCUGGGAAGAGACAAAGCUGCGCCCGAUCCCUGGAAAAAAGUUCCCGUGAACUCCGGCGCGUUGCUGUGAACGUGUGGAGGCCCUUCAGCAGCUCUGGGAUCACCUUCGUGCCUUAUUUUGUGUUUCUAACCGAGUAACAAAAUUGUUGACUGAAUGUUCGCCAUUCAUCAAAUUGAAGCAGAAGCAAGUUCCACUUGUGGGUAACUUCAACAAAAUAGAAGAUGCCCCAUUCCGGGAAAUUUAAUCAAGACAGAGGCUACAUUCCCAGAGAGAAUCCCAAUUAUUUUGAUAAAAGAAGUAGGCCACCAAAUUCAUCAGGUGGACGGUUGUCGCAAGGAACAACUGAACAUUCAAGAUCUUCCUCGGCUUUUGCAGACCCAGAGCCGAACCAUCUGGGACCAAGGCAGGGCUAUGACAAUCCCCCGCCUCCCUACUAUCAUUCCAAAAAGACUUUUUCGGAGAAAUGUUCAAACCUGUGCUCCCGAAGAGGUGUCUUGCAGUUUAUCGAAGUCACAGUCAACAUUUUGGUGCUGAUCUGCAUAGGAGCAACCCAGGCGGGGAUCUCUGGUUUCACUUCUCUGGGAGGCCUAGGCUCUUUCAACAUUAACUCAUUCUAUAGUCCAUUUCAGGGGACUGAACUCCAAGAGGUGACUGAGCUGGACAUGCAGUACAGCCAGAUGAGAGCCCCUUGUGUUUAUGGAGGGGUAGCCUUCAGUCUGACAAUGAUGUGCCUAACGCUUCUGUUUCUCAUUAGUGGAGCAAAGCCUAUCCAUCGCCUUUCCCUUGGAUGGCUUGCCGCCGAGUGUCUCUUUGACAUCCUCGCCUGCCUUGGUUAUAUAGUAGCUGUUGGCCUCUAUCUCCACUUCGUCAUUCAAGUCAACGCCACGGAUGUGUGCCUGAAGAGAGAAAGACUAUACGCAAGGCGAGGUUACACCUCAAUGAAUUGCAGCGUGCAAGGCGGGGAUGCAUCCGUGGCCCUUUUCGGCCUGGUGGCUGCUUGCCUGUAUUUUGGAAGCUUGGUGGUCUGCAUUCUCACCAUUCGGGAGGUCCGGCAGUUUCAAAAGCAGCGGGACAACAGUCGUUAUAAUCUUGAGAGAACCUACAGGGAAGACAACCAUCCGAAACCCUACAGGAGCAAAGAAAACAUACACCCCGAAAGGACUUUUGGCACACUUGUGUAAUCUACACCAGGUAGCUCAAUGAAGCCAGACUUUAAAAAAAGAUAUAUAUUUUUUGCACAGACAAUAGUUGUAUAAUAUAAUAUCAAAGGUGUAUUUUAAAAGUUCUUCUUCCUAGCUAGGAACUUAGUUCUGUAGUUAGUUCCGUAACUAUCUUUUUGGAAAAAGGGAAGGAAUUGCAGAAAUGAUUUUCAGGGUUUUUUUUACCUGGAUAUAUGUUUUUUCAAUAAGUGCUCUUCUGUAUCAUUGUCUUAAGAUCUCACCCGGACGUGUCCCUGAAAUUACCCAAGAACUUAAAUUUGCCUUGAAGAUAUCUAACCGUAAAGAUAGUAAGAUAGUUAUUGCAAAGAGUGAAUAUGUGGAAGAUCAGUUGUUUUAAUUAUGUAUUGAUUAUACUAUUUGUAAAUGACCCAGAAAUCAGUUACUGGCUCCAGAUUGAAACUUAAUGGUGUUGACCCAUCAACAUCAUUAACACCAUAUUCAGAAAUUUCUUCUUUCUAAGUGCCUGACUGAAUAGGAAAUCUGGGCAUUAGUUCUCUAUCAUUUAAGUACAUUGAUAUAGUACAUCUUGCCUGCCUUUGUGCUCUUAAAGUGCCUGAGACAAAUCCCCAGCUAUGAUCUAGGCUUGUUAUUAGGUUAAACGCAGUUCUCACUAGUAAUUGAGACAGAUUUGGGGCUGGUAGAAUGCUCCGGCAUCUGAUCUGCUGAUUGCUUUGGCAAGGCUCCCAUGGCCCACU
Molecule: messenger RNA, 2109 nt
Organism: Pantherophis guttatus
Lineage: Eukaryota; Metazoa; Chordata; Lepidosauria; Squamata; Colubridae
Product: MARVEL domain-containing protein 3-like
Biological process (GO): myelination
Cellular component (GO): membrane
Molecular function (GO): structural constituent of myelin sheath
Source: RefSeq, a predicted model, not a curated record